Messenger RNA from Plectropomus leopardus (leopard coralgrouper), 834 nucleotides. NCBI's taxonomy places the organism in Eukaryota, Metazoa, Chordata, Actinopteri, Perciformes, Serranidae. The record is from RefSeq and is a predicted model, not a curated record.
GUGUUAUCGGCUGCGGCAGCAGCUGGAGUGUCGGUGGCCUUCGGAGCGCCCAUCGGAGGAGUUCUGUUCAGCCUGGAGGAGGUCAGUUACUAUUUCCCCCUGAAGACUCUGUGGCGUUCGUUUUUCGCCGCCCUGGUCGCCGCCUUCACGCUGCGCUCCAUCAACCCGUUUGGCAACAGCCGCCUGGUGCUGUUCUAUGUGGAGUAUCACACGCCGUGGUACAUGGCCGAGCUGGUGCCGUUCAUCCUCCUGGGCGUGUUCGGCGGCCUCUGGGGGACCCUCUUCAUCCGGGCCAACAUCGCCUGGUGCCGGCGGAGGAAGACCACCCAGCUGGGCAAGUACCCUGUCCUGGAGGUCAUCGCCGUGACGGGUAUCACUGCCGUGCUGGCGUUUCCCAACCCGUACACCCGCCGCAGCACCAGCGAGCUCAUCUCAGAGCUCUUCAACGACUGCGGCGCGCUGGAGUCGUCGCAGCUCUGCGAUUACAUCAAUAACCCCAACAUGAGUCGGCCCGUGGACGACAUCCCUGACCGCCCGGCGGGGCCCGGGGUCUACAACGCCCUGUGGCAGCUCGCCCUCGCGCUCAUCUUCAAGAUCGUCAUCACCAUCUUCACCUUCGGCAUGAAGAUCCCGUCAGGUCUCUUCAUCCCCAGCAUGGCGGUCGGAGCCAUCGCCGGGCGCAUCGUCGGGAUCGCCGUGGAGCAGAUGGCGUACCAUCACCACGACUGGAUCAUCUUCAAGAACUGGUGCCGGCCCGGCGCAGACUGCGUCACACCGGGACUGUACGCCAUGGUGGGCGCCGCCGCCUGUCUGGGUGAGUUGACACAGCUCUGA